AUGGAAACUAACUUCUCAAGCCCUCUGAAAGAAUGUGACGCUAUCUUCCAUGUGCCGGACAUUCUGAAAAUGUUCUCACUGGUGAUACUUGGGGUCACUUUUGUCCUCGGCACCCUGGGCAAUGGGCUUGUGAUCUGGGUGGCUGGCUUCCAGAUGACUCGUACAGCCACCACCAUCUCUUACUUGAACUUGGCCUUAGCUGAUUUCUCUUUCACUGUCACCCUGCCAUUCCACAUUGUCUCAAUGGCCAUGAAACAAUGGCCUUUUGGUCCGUUCCUAUGCAAAUUCAUUCACAUUGUAAUGGGCCUAAAUCUGAAUGGAAGUAUAUUUCUGUUGAGUUUCAUUGCUCUGGACCGCUGUAUUUGUGUCCUGCACCCUGUCUGGACCCAGAUUCACCGCACUGUAGGUUUGGCCAAGAAGAUGAUCACUGGCCUAUGGAUUCUUGCCAUCGUCUGCACGUUGCCAAGUGCCAUCUUCUUUAAAAUAGUAAAUGACAAGGAGGGCAAAACCCAAUGCCUUGUCAACUGUACAUCUUGGAGUGGCACCCAUGAGGAGGUCAUGGACGUGAUCAUUAGCGUGUCUCUGGUCAGUGGGAUCAUUAACUUCAUCCUUGGCUUCAGUACCCCAAUGUCCAUCAUCACUAUCUGCUAUGGGCUCAUUGCUGCCAACAUCCAUAGAAGAGGUCUCAUUAAAUCCAGCCGUCCCUUACGAGUCCUCACUGCUGUUGUGGUUUCCUUUUUCCUCUGCUGGUUCCCCUUUGAGCUGGUUGCCCUCCUACGCACAGUCUGGCCCAGAGACGUGAUGUCGAAUAGUAAGUACAUGAAGAUCCUGGUAUGCCUAGCGAAUCCAAUGAGCUGCCUGGCCGCCUUCAACAGCUGCCUCAACCCUAUGCUCUAUGUCUUCGUGGGCCAAGACUUCCAAAAGAGACUGAUCCAUUCAUUACCUACCAGUGUGGCGAGGGCUUUAAGGGAGGACCCAGGCCAGAUCGGUGACAACGCAGCUGCUAAUGAUACUUCACUUCCUUCAAGUGCUGAGUUACAGGCAGUGUGA
Chrysochloris asiatica (Cape golden mole) is the source of this 1050-nucleotide messenger RNA. RefSeq names its product formyl peptide receptor 2 (gene FPR2). Gene Ontology annotation, biological process: complement receptor mediated signaling pathway; inflammatory response; positive regulation of cytosolic calcium ion concentration. Gene Ontology annotation, cellular component: plasma membrane. The transcript has a single exon. The record is from RefSeq and is a predicted model, not a curated record. The coding region runs from base 1 to 1050 and encodes 349 amino acids. Gene Ontology annotation, molecular function: complement receptor activity; N-formyl peptide receptor activity. NCBI's taxonomy places the organism in Eukaryota, Metazoa, Chordata, Mammalia, Afrosoricida, Chrysochloridae.